Messenger RNA from Octopus sinensis (East Asian common octopus), 2704 nucleotides. RefSeq names its product inositol-tetrakisphosphate 1-kinase. Gene Ontology annotation, biological process: inositol trisphosphate metabolic process. Lineage: Eukaryota; Metazoa; Mollusca; Cephalopoda; Octopoda; Octopodidae. Gene Ontology annotation, molecular function: inositol-3,4,5,6-tetrakisphosphate 1-kinase activity; magnesium ion binding; inositol-1,3,4-trisphosphate 5-kinase activity. The record is from RefSeq and is a predicted model, not a curated record. The transcript has 10 exons. Bases 816 to 2264 code for a protein of 482 amino acids. Gene Ontology annotation, cellular component: cytoplasm.
CACAGGUGUAUUAACACAUUGCUGUUUCUCUUUCAUUUACUUUUGAUCUCACUCUUAGUUCUGUGUCUUCCCUGUCAUUCGUUCAGUCAUUCACAUUUUCUCCUUCACCUGUCUCUUUCUUUAAGACACUCCCUCCUGUUCUCUCUCUUCUUUCCCUCCUCUUACUUUUUCUUUUUUCUAUUAAAUCAUUAUCUUUUUCUUUCUUCUUUCUCCCUCCUUACACCUUGUGUUUACUGCCUUCCUCUCUUUCUACAUUCACCAUCUCACCCUUUCACUCAUUCACUCACACUCUCUCCAUUUAAAAUCCCCCUCUCUCUUCCUUUUUAUUCACUUACACUCUCACUCACGAUCUCUCUUCUGCCUUGUCCGUACUUCCCUGUCUAUCUCUAUUCGACCAGUAGCGGUAUUCAAGAGAACUGAAGGAGGAGGAAAAAAAAAAAAUAUAUAUAUAUACACAUAUGCAUAUAUAUAUUAUAUAUACAUAUACACAGCGUGUGAUUUCUUAGUGCCUUAAACUGAAGCGAAAGAAGAAAAUUAAAGAAACACAUAGUCUAAAUACACACAAGAAUGCAAUGAAGAAAAAGAAAUCGAUGAAAAAAUUCACAAUUAAGCAAUUAUAAAUAAAUAAUUAGAAUAAACAUAUACAAAAUAUAACAAAAUACGACCAACAAUCAUAUGAAAGCAAGCAACAGCAGUAGCGGCACAUUAACAAUUACGAUAUCAACAAUUAUAAAUAAUAUCAUCAUAAACAGUAUCAGCAACGCUGACAGUAAUUGCAAUAAUAACAAUCACGGUAAGGAAACCACGGAACAAGGAUGCCUCGCAUAGGAUAUCUGCUAAGUGACAAAAAAGAGAAAAAGUUCAACUUGGAGAAAUUAGCUGUACGAUUAAGAGAGAAGGACAUUGAGUUAAUUAAGAUUGACUUGAAUUAUUCUCUUGAAGAUCAGGGACCAUUUGAUAUUAUAAUACACAAAAUUACAGAUGUGUUGAGUCGAGCAGAUGAGGGAAGUGAAAAGGACCAGUUGUAUGCAAAUAAUUUCAAGAAUUUUAUUCGAAAUCAUCCCGAGUGCACCUUAGUGGACCCAUUAGAGAAUGUAUGUCGAUUACUUAAUCGUUAUGAACAAUACUUGCAAGUACAGAAGUUGGAACUCUCUAGUAAUGGUAUAGAAGUUUUUGUUCCUACAUUUGUUGAACUCAAAUCAAAUGUUAUUGAGGAAAACAAAUGUAAAUUAAAGGCUGCCAACAUGGAGUUUCCUUUUGUAUGUAAACCUCAAGUAGCUCAGGGCGAAAUCUUGUCACACGAGAUGGCAAUCAUUUUUAAUGAAGAAGGUUUGAAAGACGUGCGACCACCAUGUGUAGCUCAAAGUUUCAUCACUCAUAAUGCUGUACUGUACAAAGUGUUUGUUGUUGGUGAUGAACAAUUUAUCUGUGAGCGGCCAUCUCUCAAAAACUUGACUGCUGGUGAUGACAAGACCAUAUUUUUCAAUACUAAUGAUGUGUCAACACCUGAUGCCACCCACUUCUUGAAUGAGAUGGAUGAAAAAGAACUUUCCAGUCGACAUGUGAAGCCAAAUUUCACAAAACUUAAAGAUCUUGGCAACCAGUUAAGAUCUCAUUUAAAACUUGGCCUCUUUGGCAUUGAUGUCAUUAUUGAAUGCGGGACCAAUCGCUAUGCCAUUAUUGAUAUCAACAUAUUUCCAGGUUAUAAGGGUAUUGAUAGUUUUUAUGAUUCUUUUGAGCGGUAUAUAAUUCAGUUACUGAAAGAGAAGGAAACAGAUCAGAAUAUGGAGAGGAAGCGUUGCCAAACUGUUGCAGAAGGUUGCGCUUUAUCCAAUGUCUGCAAGAAGCCAAAAAUACAGGAAGUGGCUGAAGAAGAAUUUGAUUCCAUACUGUGUACCAGUGAAAAUGACAAGGUCAGGGAGAAGAACCAGACAAAAGCAACUGCAGAAAAUGGUAGCAAUGUGGAUAUGUAUCGUGAAACCAAAGGCUUGUCUUAUUUGUCAGGCACAAAUGGCAGUCUUUGUGAGCAGAAUGGACACUGCAUUGAGAAUGGCAACAAUAACAAUAACAAAGCCAUUUUCAUCAAUAGCAACAACCUCAACAGCCUGAAUAGUCCACUUGUAAGUCUUAAUGAUGACAACAACAACAUCAACAGCAGUAGUAGCAAUAGCAGUAACAAUAACAUUUUAUGCAAUACAAUCAGUGGUGAAGGCCUCAACAACCUCAAAGGAGGAAACAUUCCAACUGUAAAUGGUCUAACAUGAUCAUGAUGUCAUUUAAUAUUUUUUAUUAUUGUAAUUAUUAUUAUUAUUAAAUUUUAUUAUUAUUACUGAAGGUGGUGGAUGGCAGAAUUAGUAGAGCUCAUACUUUAAUGCCUUGAAGCAUUUUAUGUCCCUUUACAUUCUGGAGUUCAAAUCUCACCAUGUCAACUUCAACUUUCAUCCUUGUGGGGGUUGGGUGGGAGGUUCGAUGAAAUAAAGUACCAGUGAAUUACUGGAGUCGACUUAAUCGACUAUAUCAUUCCUUAAAUUUUUGGUCUAUAGAAUAUAUUAGAAAACAUUAUCAAAAUAAUAAUUAUUAUUAUUGGUUGAACAGAAAAUUGAUUUGACGCAGUCAAGUACUGAGCUGAAAUACCUUGCAGUCUUUCGAUCUUGUCUUCAAAUUUUACUGAGGUCGACUUUGCCUUCCAUCCUCCAGAAGUUAA